This is a messenger RNA of Phyllostomus discolor (pale spear-nosed bat), 1479 nucleotides long. RefSeq names its product caspase-13-like. The record is from RefSeq and is a predicted model, not a curated record. Bases 159 to 1370 code for a protein of 403 amino acids. The transcript has 10 exons. Gene Ontology annotation, cellular component: protein-containing complex. NCBI's taxonomy places the organism in Eukaryota, Metazoa, Chordata, Mammalia, Chiroptera, Phyllostomidae. Gene Ontology annotation, biological process: regulation of apoptotic process; proteolysis. Gene Ontology annotation, molecular function: cysteine-type endopeptidase activity; caspase binding.
AUUCCAGAUGGACGUGAACCCUGAAGUUCCAAGCAGCAGUUGCACAAUCUGUGAUUAGAUGUCCCCACCCCCUGCACUAAGGAAAUGCCCAGUAGCUUUCAUUUUUCAGGCUGUGGCUCACUUACAGCAACAAGAAGGGCCUGAGUCUGUUGUUAUCUAUGGCUGUUGAAGGAAUCUUUGUGUUUCUUACAGAAGACAUAUACAACAAAAACACACUUAAGUCUUUGGAAUCUAUUGGUAAAGAAAUCUUAACUGGGUUUUUGGAUGGCUUGGUGAAAACAAACGUUCUCAAAUUGGAGGAAACUGAAAAGAAAAAAAUUUAUGAUGCCAAACCUAGAGACAAGGCCUCAAUCCUAGCAGGCGUUGUGCGACAAAAACGUGAUGAAGCAAGUCAAAUCCUUCUCCGAACCUUCCUUAACCCAGAAAAUCUCUCCAUUGGAACAAAAGAGGGGAGGGCUCUGGACUUUCCCAGUCUCUUGCAAAAUCUCAGUCAAAUGCUGCCAAGGAACAUGGCUGGACCAGCUGAGCCAGCAGAAGAAUCUACAGAUACCCUCAAGCUUUGUCCUCGUGAAGAAUUCCUGAAACUAUGUAAAGAAAGGGCUGGAGAGAUCUAUUCAAUAAAGGAGAGAAAGGACCGCACUCGUCUGGCUCUCAUCAUAUGCAACAGAGAGUUUCAUCAUCUUCCUCGGAGGGGAGGGGCUGAGCUUGACAUCACAGGGAUGAAGAGGCUGCUUGAGGGCCUUGGCUACAGUGUGGAAGUGCAAGAGGACCUCACAGCCAAGGAGAUGGAGUCAGUGCUGGAGGCAUUUGCUGCCCGCCCAGAGCACAAGUCCUCAGACAGCACAUUCUUGGUGUUUAUGUCUCAUGGCAUCCUGGCAGGAAUUUGUGGGACUCUGCACAGAGAUGAAGAACCAGAUGUGCUGCCUUAUGACACCAUCUUUCGGAUGUUCAACAACUGCCACUGCCUCAGUCUAAAGGACAAACCAAAGGUCAUCAUUGUCCAGGCCUGCAGAGGUGCAAAUCGUGGGGUAUUGUGGGUCAGUGACUCUCCAGCAGCCUUGGCAGACAGCUCUUCACAGCCACAUGAGGACCUGGAGGAGGAUGCUGUUCACAGAGCACAUGUGGAGAAGGACUUCAUUGCUUUCUGCUCCUCAACCCCACAUAAUGUAUCCUGGAGAGACAUCAAAAAGGGUUCAUUCUUCAUUUCACAACUAAUCACAUGCUUUCAGAAAUAUUCUUGGCACUGUCACCUUGAGGAAGUGUUUCGGAAGGUACAACGGUCAUUUGAACAACCAGAUAUUAAAGCCCAGAUGCCCACCAUUGAACGCUUAUCCAUGACAAGAUAUUUCUACCUGUUUCCUGGCAAUUGAGAAUAGAAAUUACAGGAAGUCCAGCUCUAUUAUUAACUUCCAGAAGUAGCACCUUUUCCAGAAUGGCACAAAUAUUUAAUCUUUUGUAUUUAAAUAAAAAUGAAACAAA